GGCCAAUCGUUGUUGGCAUAAUCUGGAGAAGAUUAUGCUCUAAGAUGGCUGUUACCUCAGUAUGAAAUAAGGUCACUUCAUAUCUGGGUAAUCACCAAUUUGGUGUUGGUAUUCCAUGUGGUGGUGAAGCCAUUUUACACGCGGCUAACAGAUUGUUGGAGAUGAAGGGUGACUGCAACACACAGACCAUGAUGCUCAUAGAUUUUUCGAAUUCUUUCAAUCUUGUUGACAGAUAUACUUUGAUUCGGGAGGUUAGAACUCACUUCCCAAGCAUUGCAAAAUGGGUCGAGUUUUGUUAUUCUUCACCUUCUAGAUUGUACUACAACGAUGUAGUUCUUUCAUCAGCUAAAGGUGUCCAGCAGGGUGACCCACUUGUCCCCCUAUUGUUUGUGCUUGCAUUGCACCCCCUUAUUUCUCAAAUUGCUUCACAAUGUACCUUGGAAUUUAAUUCCUGGUACCUUGAUGAUGGUACACUUGCAGAUGAUACGCUUGAGGUGGAGAAGGCCUUGAAGAUCAUACAAAAUAAAGGACCUAAGAGGGGCUUAUAUCUGAACUUGUCGAAAACUGAACUCUUCUGGCCCUCACCAGAUCCCAGGUGCAGCGAAGAUGGUCUCUUUCCUGCAAAUAUUGGUAAAGCUUCAACUGGAGUAAAGCUGCUAGGAGGUCCUGUCAGCCUUGAUGCGCAAUUUUGUAGCAACAUGGUUCUCAACAGGGUUGAUAAAACCAUUCAGAUGAUGCAAAAGAUCAAGAAAUUGCAAGACCCUCAGUGUGAACUUUUACUCAUGCGUAAUUGCACCGGCGUCUCUAGACUCUAUUUCACUCUCAGGACAACAAGUCCUUUGGAAAUUCAUGCUGUAACUUCCCGUUUUGAUGAACACUUAUUUCAAUAUUUGAGACAUAUCAUAGUUGGUGAUGGUGCAGGUUUAGGUCUUGUCCAGCAGCGCUUAGUCACUUUGCCGAUCAAGGAUGGAGGCUUGGGAGUAUACACGAUGGUUGAUAUAGGCACCUACUGUAAUUUGGCAUCUACUGCUCAAACCCAACAAUUGCAACACACCAUCUUGAAGAUCUCUCCUUCAGCUGAGUUAAGCCGCAGCUUUGAACACGCUCUUCAGGUGUCUCGCCUUUCACGAGUGCUAGAACUCACAUUUUUACUGCUGGGCAAGCUAUUACAUCUGCUGUCACGCGCAAGAACAACAAAUAUUUGGACACAUGCUCAGCUAAUGGACAUGGGUUUGGUUUCUUGGCAUUCACUACAUUAGGAGAGUUGAGUGAGGAUUUUAUUGUAUUUUUGAAGAGGUUAAGCAACUGUAUGUCUAGUCAUGAUGCUAACCAUAGAAUUAUUAGUUCACUAUUCCAUAGGUUAGACAUUAUUAUUCAAAAGGGUGUCGGCGCCCAGCUUGUUGCUAGGCUAC
Papaver somniferum (opium poppy) is the source of this 1412-nucleotide messenger RNA. RefSeq lists its product as uncharacterized. The coding region runs from base 162 to 1259 and encodes 365 amino acids. NCBI's taxonomy places the organism in Eukaryota, Viridiplantae, Streptophyta, Magnoliopsida, Ranunculales, Papaveraceae. The record is from RefSeq and is a predicted model, not a curated record. The transcript is spliced from 2 exons.